AUGGCCAAGUUUGGAAAAAUUGCAGUCAUCACUCAACUUGAAUCCAAUCAAGAAGAUUCAAAAGGUUUCAAUAUGGCAGAUGAUUAUGGUGGUCAAUUGAGAAAUGCCGCUAAAGACAUUCAAAGAAUACAAGAGGUUGAGGAAACUGUUUAUGGCGAUGAAAAUAGUCAAUUUUCUCAACCCCUUCCAGGACCUGAUAAUGACAUCAAUGAAAAUAAUAAUAUGAAAAAGAACAUCAAUUUCGAUCCUCAAUCUACUUCUCAUCGUAAAUAAUAUAAGUAGCAUAGACGGCUUGAUAACCCCAACUUCUGGAAUGACUGAGGUUGGUGAAAGUAAUAAGCCUAUGAAUAAAAAUCCCUCUCUCACGAACCUGAAACCUAUGUAUCCAGGUAAACGAAAUUCAGUGUCUCCUAUGCCUCUUGAGAGUCAUAACUUAAAUCAAGCAGUAAUGAAACCAAUUAAUGAGAACUCUAUCCAACCAAAUUUAGAUCAACAUUUGAACGUGAGAAGCGAAAUGAUCGAUAAAUCAAUGAAUGAUCAAUCUCAAUUAGCCGAAGGAAAACAGUUGACCCAAGAGGAUGAAGAAUCUGACGAAGAGGAUAUUAUCCCUGAAGAUGAAAAAUGGAAAACAAGAAAGCUCUUCUGGCAAAUGAACGAACAAAUCAGGAUCAAAUGGGAUCUUUUCGUAAUGAUACUUGCUAUAUGGAAUUGAUUUUCGAUUCCAUUCAAUGCUGCAUUCAAGCCUGACUUUAUGGAAUCAAUCACUAUUGAAAUAUUUAACUCGAUAAUUGAUCUAUUGUUCAUGGUCGAUGUGGUCAUCAACUUCAGAACGUCCUACAUCAAUUCGAAAACAGGUGAAGAAAUCUUUGACCUCAAAAUGAUUGCUAAAAAUUACUUAAAAGGAAGGUUCUGGGUAGAUAUACUUGCAUCUCUCCCUCUUGAUGUUAUUGGGCUUAUCUUCUUUUCUUCAAGUGGAAAUACUGCUGUUUUCGAGCUAUUUGGUCUACUUAAGCUAGUCAGAGUGCUUAGAUUGUCAAGGAUCAUCAUGUAUAUGAACUUAAAAGAUGACAUUAAAAUGUCAUUAAAAUUAGUUAAACUGGUAUUCUUUUUGGUUAUGUAUAUCCAUUGCCAAGGAUGAGCCUGGCAUCUGAUUGUGAAAGAUAAUAAAAAGUGGAUUCCUCCUCUCGACUAUGUAUGGAUUGAGACUCAUAUUUAUACUGAUACAGUAUCAAUGCAAUAUUGGAAUGCAGUUUAUCAUAGCACGCUGUUACUCGCAGGAAAUGAUAUUGGUCCGAGAAGAGAUUUGCAAUUAUUCUUCUGUAUAACUACUCUUUUAAUUUGUGCUAUUAUUAAUGCUAAUAUUUUUGGUAAUUUAGCUGUUCUUGUCUCUGCUCUCAAUCGAAAGUCAACAAAAUUCCAAGAAAAGUUGGAUACUGUGAAUACUGCUAUGAAAAAUAUGAAACUUCCUGAAGAGACACAAAAGAAGGUUCAGAAUUAUAUUAUGUCAACCCAAAGUACUCUCGAUCAUCAGCAAGAAAUGGAUGCAUUUCUUAAAUUGAUAUCACCUUCCUUAAGGCUUGAAGUAACAAAGCAUAUUUUCCAUAUGAUUGUUGUGAAGAAUGACCUGUUUAGAGAAAAUGAAGACCUCGUUGAUUAUCUUGUAAGAUACCUGAACACUUUGCUUUAUCUUCCUGAAGAUGAAAUCAUAAAGCAAGGUGAUAAAGCCGACCACCUUUACUUCCUUGCAAGAGGAGAAUGAGUUAUUUAUAUUUAUGAUGAAAAUAAUGUUGAAAAAUAUGUGAACACUCUCAAAAUCGGAGCAUAUUUUGGAGAAGUAGGAAUUAUAAAAGAUUGCCCAAGGACAGCAACAGUUAAAAGUAAGAAUUACACAACUUGAGCCGCUCUUAAUGAGAAGAAUUUUAAAGAUUUCAGAAACCAUUAUCCUGAAAUAGUCAGGAAGAUGAGUGAUAAUCUGUAUAACUAUCAAGAUAAAUGGAAGAAGUUCUUGAUGAAAACUCUGAAAAAUAUCAGCUUCCUCAGCCAUGAUAUAUCAGAUGUAAUUCUCGAGGAUCUGAUCUAUGAGCUUGAUACAGAAAGAAUUGAAGAAGGCAACUAUCUUUUCAAAUAAAGGCUUCAGUUGCGAUUGCAUUUAUAUUGUCAUUCAUGGAGAGGUAGAUAUUUACAUGGAAAACAACGGUAGAGAAACAUUUAUCGAAACUCUUCAUCAGUCAAGCAACAUUGGAACUUAUUCUACCAUUCAAGAGGAGGACUAUAACUUCACUUGCAAAGCCCAGAAUGAUUGAACUCUUAUGUUACUAAAAUUCGAAACACUAGAAAAAUUUAGAGGUAAAUAUGAUGAGCUAAACUACUACCUUAUUGAAUACGAGGGAUUCAUUGAAGACAAUGGAGCUCCAUUCUGAGACUUUUUACUUUACAGAAAUAAAAAGGAGAGGUUCAACCCAAAGGAAACCUUAAUCAAUGGAGUUAAGAGAGCCAAAAACAUCCUCAAAUCAUUCAGUAGAAAGAUAGAAUUUGGAGACAUUCUCAAAAGAGUUCAAGAGACAAUCAGGAGAGAAAGAGCUGAAGAGAAGAAAAAGAAGAAAAAGAGGUUUAACAAUGACAAUAAACCUCUUAAUCAAACACAAGCCAAUGGUAAAAUGAUUGCAGAGAUAAAGAAUGAUAUCAAGACCCUUAAAGAAAUUCUUGAAAACUUAGUACAAGGAGGGGAUUCUCCUGAGAAAGAUAAUUUUAAUGAAGAGAAAGCUCGUGCUUUAGAGGAGUCUCAUUUCUCUUCUCAACCUCUAGACAAUGCAAACAAUCAAAAUAAUGGAAUCUUCAGUCAUGAUAACAGUAUAAAUCUUGGAUUAGGAGCGGAUCUUAAUAGAGAUGAUGGAAAAUACCAGAAAUCAGCAACUCAAUUACAAACGCCAAUGGAUGAGGACUGGGACUAAGGUUUUAUAAAUGGCAUAUUUGAAAUAAUUCAAAACUC
Molecule: messenger RNA, 2989 nt
Organism: Moneuplotes crassus
Lineage: Eukaryota; Ciliophora; Spirotrichea; Euplotida; Euplotidae
Source: the annotation of a GenBank genome assembly